Molecule: messenger RNA, 646 nt
Organism: Sinocyclocheilus grahami
Lineage: Eukaryota; Metazoa; Chordata; Actinopteri; Cypriniformes; Cyprinidae
Product: lysozyme g-like
Exons: 3
Coding region: 35-460 (141 amino acids)
Biological process (GO): defense response to Gram-positive bacterium; peptidoglycan catabolic process
Cellular component (GO): extracellular region
Molecular function (GO): lysozyme activity
Source: RefSeq, a predicted model, not a curated record
AUCUUAAAAACUGGCUGAGAAUGAUCUGGCCCGGAUGGAGAAAUACAAGAACAUGAUCACCAAAGUUGGCAGAGCAAAGCAGAUGGACCCGGCUGUGAUUGCUGCCAUCAUAUCUAGAGAUUCCAGAGCUGGAGCCGUUCUGAAGAAUGGGAGGGAUCCCACAGGCAAUGGCUUUGGCCUCAUGCAGGUUGACAAAAGCCAAAAUCACACUCCAGUUGGUGCAUGGGACAGUGAGCGACAUGUCACACAAGCUACAGAGAUACUCAUUGGCUUAAUUAAAGAAAUUAAAGUAAAGUUCCCCAAGUGGACACAAGAGCAAUGCUUUAAAGGGGGAAUAGCAGCCUACAACAACGGUGUGAGUAGAGUCAGUGCGUAUGAGAAUAUCGAUGCCAAAACCACAGGACAAGACUACUCCAAUGAUGUUGUCGCCAGAGCCCAAUGGUUCAAAAGCAAGGGUUAAUGAAGAACAUAUAUGAACCUGUAAAACCCUUACAUUAGUGGAAUGAGUACAACAACUCAUUUCAUUCAUUUUUUUAUAUUAGGCCUACUGUAGUGGUAUGGUUAGUUAAAUAUAGAUAUUAGAUUGCUAAUAUAAUCUUUCCAAGCCAUUUAAGAGUUCGAGUUUUCAAAAUAUUACCAUUUUAAU